AAUGUAACUGAAAUGUCAGUUAGCGACUUCCGUCCAUUUUAGCAACAGACUCUUUCGAUGGGUAACUAUUAAGCGAGAGUAGGAGUUGACGAAUAUUUUUACAUAUUUAAAGAAUUUAGGUGAUGAACGUAAUAAGAAAUACGGAAGAAGCUAGUUCGGCGCGAGACGUUAACAGAAACGCUUACUAGCUAGUUACGCUAUACUGCUGGUCGUUUUCUACUGAAAUUAGGAGAGCAUGAGCCAUAAAGGUAGUUUGUUUGCAAGAGUCGCUACAAAGAGCAGAAAGAUGGAUAACAAGGGAGGACUGGAGGCCGCAGGAAAGCUGUCUCGCGGACUAGAGACGGGUCAUGCUGGAACAAACGGACAUCCUCUGGUCGACGUGUCGAGCGACUCCAGUGAUGAAGAGUUUGAAAAGUUUGUCGUGCACACAUUCACACCCAAAACAAAAGUGACAUCACGGAAGCCUCUCAGUGCCGCAAAGACAGACAACACACAUAUUCUGGUGGAGAGCUCAGAAGAUGAAGAUGACUUUGAGAGGUUUUUGGAUCAAAUGAGAACCCCCGUUACCAAUCCUAAAACAAAACCAGGAAGUGGAAGUGAAGACAGCCUUAAAAACUUCAUAGUGGAUGAGCUCUCGUCUGACGAUGACUUCACUGAGCCUAAACCAUCCUUUAGAGUUCCAAAAACAAGACCUACUCCAGCGACCCGUCAUCCGUUCAGGAAACCGCUGACUGAGUUUAACUCGCCGGUUUUUGUUAGCGACAGUGAGGAUGAGGAUGAUGUCAUCAUCAGGAGCUCCUGGAAGACGCGUCAUGCAAAGCCCAAACCUCAUCUAAAGACCAAGAAGCUUGCAGAUGACAAGAAUGGAGAGCAGGACAGUUCACCGUCACCACCUGUACCCCUCAGGCAGUUUCUUUUUGAUCUUCCUUGCAGCAAAGCAGAGACGCCAUCUGUGUCGCCCAGUCCCACACUUUCAGCACCUUCUAGGCUGGAUGAGUCCAGUAGCUCAGGGGAGGAGUUUGCGUCCCUCCUGGAGAGGCUCAAAAAGAAACACAAGCUCACCGGAAGCUCCUUCUCACCUAGAACCAGUGAAGUGGAGUCUGAUAAAGAGAACGCCGUCUCCGCACCUGCUACGAAGCCAUUCAUCACACCCACCUUUAAAACACCAAAGGGACAGCCUCAACCUGCGGAGACAAAGGGACAGUCCUCCAUCGUGAAGCCCAAAGUCAGCCAGACGGAACCCAGACAUGGCUCCAUGAGCAGACUGGUGUUGUGCAAGACUCCGGGCUGUUUCCUACAGUCUCUCACAAACCCUGGUUCCACCUACGGCGCCGCCUUCAAGACCAACAAAGAAGAACUAACCUCUAAACUCUACCGGAUGUACAAUACCAGCGUCUUUGAUAAUAAGCUUCCAACCAACAUGUCUGUGACCUGGAAUAAGAAGAUGCGGAAAACAGCCGGCCACUGUAUCACGGGCCAGGAAAAGAAUGGAGGGAGCCGCUAUGCCCGUAUUGAGCUGUCGGUGAAAGUCUGUGAUUCUGCAGAUCGUCUCCGAGACACGCUGAUCCAUGAGAUGUGUCAUGCUGCCACAUGGCUGAUAAACGGGAUCAGAGACGGACACGGAAACCUCUGGAAGUGUUACGCCCGUAAAGCCACGCAGGUGCACCCGGAGCUGCCGAUGGUCACACGCUGCCAUAGUUAUGACAUCAAAUACAAAUUCCAGUAUCAGUGCACCCGCUGCCAGAAUACGAUCGGUCGUCAUUCCAAGUCCCUGGACACUCAGAGGUUUGUGUGUGCCCUCUGCACGGGUCAACUCACCCUACUGACGCCCUCCAAGCCACGUGCUCCCACGCCUUUUGCUGACUUUGUCAAACAAAACUAUGGAGGCGUGCGUCAGGAGCUGUCUGGACAGAGCCACGCCGAGGUGAUGAGAAAACUGAGCGCUGAUUUUGCAAAGACCAAAAUUAGUGAAAGCUAGCCUCUAACCACAAAGAUGCACCACAUUCAACAAGUCUCACACUUCUGAGCUAAUAAUUAAAUAAACUUCAUUUUUAAUGACUUUAA
This is a messenger RNA of Nothobranchius furzeri (turquoise killifish), 2064 nucleotides long. It is a transcript of the gene gcna, whose product is annotated as germ cell nuclear acidic peptidase. Gene Ontology annotation, cellular component: nucleus. The record is from RefSeq and is a predicted model, not a curated record. Lineage: Eukaryota; Metazoa; Chordata; Actinopteri; Cyprinodontiformes; Nothobranchiidae.